AUGGCCGCGCGGGCAGCAGCGGCGGCGGCCGCGGCGGCGCGGGCGCGGGCUGGCAGCGGCGAGCGGCGGGCGCCCCCCGGGCCGCGGCCGGCGCCCGGGGCCCGGGACCGAGGCGCGCGCGGCGCGGCGGCGGCGGCGGCGGCACCGGGACCCAUGCUGGGGGGCGGCGGCGACGGCAGCGGCCUGAAUAACGUGCACCACCACCCCCCGCACCCCCGUCACGAACUGAACAUGGCCCAUAACGCGAGCGCGGCGGCCACGGCCGCCGCCGCCGCCGCCGCCAGCGCUAACAGCGCCAAGAGCGGCGGCUCCGAGACGGCUCUCAAGGAGGGUGGAAGCGCCGCCGCGCUGUCCUCCUCCUCCUCCUCCGCGGCGGCGUCCUCCUCUUCCUCCUCGGCGGGCCCGGGCUCGGCCAUGGAGACGGGGCUGCUCCCCAACCACAAACUGAAAACCGUUGGCGAAGCCCCCGCCGCACCGCCCCACCAGCAGCACCACCACCACCACCAUGCCCACCACCUGCACCACCAUGCCCACCACCUCCACCGCCACCACCACGCACUACAACAGCAGCUAAGCCAGUUCCAGCAGCAGCAGCAGCAGCAGCGGCAGCAUCCCAUUCCCAACAACAGUCUCAGCGGCGCGGGCAGUGGCACGGCUCAGCCCGGUCCCGACAUGGAGCAGCCGCAACAUGGAGGGGCCAAGGACAGUGCCGGGGGCAGCCAGGCCGACCCCCCGGGCCAGCCUCUGCUGAGCAAGCCGGGCGACGAGGACGACGCGCCGCCCAAGAUGGGGGAGCCGGCGGGCGGCCGCUACGAGCAGCCGGGCCUGGGCGCCCUGGGCGCGCAGCAGCAGCCGGUCGCCGUGCCCGGGGGCGGCGGCGGCGUCGGCGGCGGCGGCGUCGGCGGCGGCGGUGGCGGCGGCGGCGGCCCGGCGGCCGUCUCGGAGUUUAAUAAUUACUAUGGCAGCGCUGCCCCAGCUAGCGGCGGCCCCGGCGGCCGCGCUGGGCCUUGCUUUGAUCAACAUGGCGGACAACAAAGCCCCGGGAUGGGGAUGAUGCACUCCGCCUCAGCUGCCGCCGGAGCCCCCAACAGCAUGGACCCCCUGCAGAACUCCCACGAAGGGUACCCCAACAGCCAGUACAACCAUUAUCCGGGCUACAGCCGGCCCAGCGCGGGCGGCGGCGGCGGCGGCGGUGGAGGAGGAGGAGGAGGAGGAGGCAGCGGAGGAGGAGGAGGAGGAGGAGGAGCAGGAGCGGGAGCUGUGGCGGCGGCGGCCGCGGCGGCGGCGGCGGCGGCAGCAGCAGCAGGAGGCGGCGGCGGCGGCGGCGGCGGCUAUGGGGGCUCGUCCUCGGGGUACGGGGUGCUGAGCUCCCCCCGGCAGCAGGGCGGCGGCAUGAUGAUGGGCCCCGGGGGCGGCGGGGCCGCGAGCCUCAGCAAGGCGGCCGCCGGCGCGGCGGCGGGGGGCUUCCAGCGCUUCGCCGGGCAGAACCAGCACCCGUCGGGGGCCACCCCGACCCUCAACCAGCUGCUCACCUCGCCCAGCCCCAUGAUGAGGAGCUACGGCGGCAGCUACCCGGACUACAGCAGCCCCAGCGCGCCGCCGCCGCCGCCGCCGUCGCAGCCCCAGUCCCAGGCGGCGGCGGCGGGGGCGGCGGCGGGCGGCCAGCAGGCGGCCGCGGGCAUGGGCUUGGGCAAGGACAUGGGCGCCCAGUACGCCGCUGCCAGCCCGGCCUGGGCGGCCGCGCAACAAAGGAGCCACCCGGCGAUGAGCCCCGGCACCCCCGGCCCGACCAUGGGCAGAUCCCAGGGCAGCCCAAUGGAUCCCAUGGUGAUGAAGAGACCUCAGCUGUAUGGGAUGGGCAGUAACCCUCAUUCUCAGCCACAGCAGAGCAGCCCUUACCCGGCAGGUUCCUACGGCCCCCCAGGCCCACAGCGGUAUCCAAUUGGCAUUCAAGGUCGGACCCCAGGGGCCAUGGGAGGAAUGCAGUACCCACAGCAGCAGGUGCCGCCUCAGUAUGGCCAGCCAGGUGUGAGCGGUUACUGCCAGCAGGGCCAGCAGCCUUACUACAGCCAGCAGCCGCAGGCGCAGUAUCUGCCGUCCCAGCCGCAGCAGAGGUACCAGCCGCAGCAGGAUAUGUCUCAGGAAGGCUAUGGAACUAGGUCUCAACCUCCUCUGGCUCCUGGAAAACCUAACCAUGAAGACUUGAACUUAAUACAACAAGAAAGACCAUCAAGUUUACCAGUUGAAGUCUUGACCUCGGAGGAUACUGCCUUUGGACUGAAGGACCUGUCUGGCUCCAUUGAUGACCUCCCCACGGGAACGGAAGCAACUUUGAGCUCAGCAGUGAGUGCAUCCGGGUCCACAAGCAGCCAAGGGGAUCAGAGCAACCCAGCUCAGUCGCCUUUCUCUCCACACGCAUCUCCCCAUCUCUCCAGCAUCCCUGGGGGCCCAUCGCCUUCUCCUGUCGGCUCUCCUGUAGGAAGCAACCAGUCACGAUCUGGCCCAAUUUCUCCUGCAAGUAUUCCAGGCAGUCAGAUGCCUCCUCAGCCACCUGGGAGCCAGUCAGAAUCCAGUUCUCAUCCUGCCUUGAGCCAGUCACCAAUGCCACAGGAAAGAGGUUUUAUGGCAGGCACACAAAGAAACCCUCAGAUGUCUCAAUAUGGACCUCAACAGACAGGACCAUCCAUGUCGCCUCAUCCUUCUCCUGGAGGCCAGAUGCAUCCUGGAAUCAGUAGCUUUCAGCAGAGUAACUCAAGUGGGACUUACGGUCCACAGAUGAGCCAGUAUGGACCACAAGGUAACUACUCCAGACCCCCAACAUAUAGUGGGGUGCCCAGUGCAAGCUACAGCGGCCCAGGGCCCGGCAUGGGCAUCAAUGCCAACAGCCAGAUGCAUGGACAAGGGCCAAGCCAGCCGUGUGGUGCUAUGCCCCUGGGACGAAUGCCAUCAGCUGGGAUGCAGAACAGACCCUUUCCUGGAAAUAUGAGCAGCAUGACCCCUAGUUCUCCGGGCAUGUCUCAGCAGGGAGGGCCAGGAAUGGGGCCACCAAUGCCAACCGUGAACCGUAAGGCACAGGAGGCAGCUGCCGCAGUGAUGCAGGCCGCUGCGAACUCGGCACAAAGCAGGCAAGGCGGCUUUCCCGGCAUGAAUCAGAGUGGACUCAUGGCUUCCAGCUCUCCCUACAGCCAGCCCAUGAACAACAGCUCUGGGCUGAUGAACACCCAAGCGCCCCCCUACAGCCUGACGCCCAACAUGGUGAACAGCUCGACAGCAUCUAUGGGUCUUGCAGAUAUGAUGUCUCCUGGUGAAUCCAAACUGCCCCUGCCUCUCAAAGCAGAUGGUAAAGAAGAAGGCACUGCACAGCCGGAGAGCAAGUCGAAGGAUAGCUACAGCUCUCAGGGUAUUUCUCAGCCCCCAACCCCCGGUAACCUGCCAGUCCCUUCCCCAAUGUCCCCCAGCUCUGCUAGCAUCUCCUCAUUUCAUGGAGAUGAAAGUGAUAGCAUUAGCAGCCCAGGCUGGCCAAAGACUCCAUCAAGCCCUAAGUCCAGCUCAUCCACCACCACUGGGGAAAAGAUCACAAAGGUGUAUGAAUUGGGGAAUGAGCCAGAGAGAAAGCUGUGGGUAGACCGAUACCUCACCUUCAUGGAGGAGAGAGGCUCCCCGGUCUCAAGUCUGCCUGCGGUGGGCAAGAAGCCCUUGGACCUGUUCCGACUCUAUGUCUGCGUUAAAGAGAUUGGAGGUUUGGCACAGGUUAAUAAAAACAAGAAGUGGCGUGAGCUGGCAACCAACCUAAAUGUUGGCACUUCAAGCAGUGCAGCGAGCUCCCUGAAAAAGCAGUAUAUUCAGUACCUGUUUGCCUUUGAGUGCAAGACUGAGCGAGGGGAGGAGCCCCCGCCGGAAGUCUUCAGCACGGGAGACACCAAGAAGCAGCCCAAGCUCCAGCCGCCCUCUCCUGCUAACUCAGGAUCCUUGCAAGGUCCACAGACUCCCCAGUCAACUGGCAGUAAUUCCAUGGCAGAGGUUCCAGGUGACCUGAAGCCACCUACUCCGGCCUCCACCCCUCAUGGACAGAUGACCCCAAUGCAAGGUGGAAGAAGCAGUACAGUCAGUGUGCACGACCCAUUCUCAGACGCAAGUGAUUCAUCGUUCCCAAAACGCAACUCCAUGACUCCGAGCGCCCCAUACCAGCAGGGCAUGAGCAUGCCAGAAGUGAUGGGCAGGAUGCCCUACGAGCCCAACAAGGACCCCUUCGGAGGAAUGAGGAAAGUGCCUGGCAGUAGUGAGCCGUUUCUGACGCAAGGACAGAUGCCCACCAGCAGCAUGCAGGACAUGUAUAACCAGAGUCCGUCUGGAGCGAUGUCCAGUCUAGGCAUGGGGCAGCGGCAGCAGUUUCCCUAUGGAGCCAGUUACGAUCGAAGGCAUGAACCUUACGGGCAGCAGUACCCAGGCCAAGGCCCUCCCUCAGGACAGCCACCGUAUGGAGGACACCAGCCGGGCCUGUAUCCACAGCAGACGAAUUACAAGCGCCAUAUGGAUGGCAUGUAUGGGCCUCCAGCCAAACGCCACGAGGGAGACAUGUACAACAUGCAGUAUGGCAACCAGCAGCAAGAGAUGUAUAACCAGUACGGAAGUUCCUACUCCGGACCCGACAGGAGGCCCAUCCAGGGACAGUACCCGUACCCCUAUACCAGAGAGAGGAUGCAAGGCCCGGGGCAGAUACAGGCGCACGGGAUCCCGCCUCAGAUGAUGGGCGGCCCGAUGCAGUCGUCCUCCAGCGAAGGGCCUCAGCAGAGUAUGUGGGCGACACGCAACGAUAUGCCUUAUCCCUACCAGAGCAGGCAAGGCCCCGGCGGCCCUGCACAGACACCUCCUUACCCAGGCAUGAACCGCACGGACGACAUGAUGGUACCUGAUCAAAGGAUAAACCACGAGAGCCAGUGGCCUUCUCACGUCAGCCAGCGUCAGCCUUACAUGUCCUCUUCAGCCUCCAUGCAGCCCAUCACGCGCCCGCCUCAGACAUCCUACCAGACGCCACCGUCGCUGCCAAAUCACAUCUCCAGGGCGCCCAGCCCCGCCUCCUUCCAGCGCUCCCUGGAGAGCCGCAUGUCUCCCAGCAAGUCCCCCUUCCUGCCCUCCAUGAAGAUGCAGAAGGUCAUGCCCACCGUCCCCACGGCCCAGGUCACGGGGCCGCCCCCCCAGCCGCCCCCAAUCAGAAGGGAGAUUACCUUUCCUCCUGGCUCCGUGGAAGCAUCACAGCCCGUCUUGAAACAAAGGCGGAAGAUUACCUCAAAAGAUAUCGUUACUCCUGAGGCCUGGCGUGUGAUGAUGUCCCUUAAGUCAGGUCUUCUGGCUGAAAGUACUUGGGCUUUGGACACUAUUAAUAUUCUUCUAUAUGAUGACAGCACUGUCGCUACUUUCAAUCUCUCCCAGUUGUCCGGAUUUCUCGAACUUUUAGUAGAGUACUUUAGGAAAUGCCUGAUUGACAUUUUUGGGAUUCUUAUGGAAUACGAAGUGGGAGACCCCAGCCAAAAAGCACUUGAUCACAAUGUGGUAAAGAGAGAUGACAGCCAGUCCUUGGCCGACGAUUCUGGGAAAGAGGAAGAAGAUGCGGAAUGUAUUGAUGAGGAGGAGGACGAGGAGGAAGACGAGGAGGAAGACGGUGGGAAGGCGGAGAUUGAGGACAGGAGCAGCACGGCUUUGGCCUCCCCCGAUGCCACCGCGGAUCCAAAGGAGAAGCCCAGGCAAGCCAGUAAGUUCGACAAGCUGCCAAUCAAGAUAGUCAAAAAGAACAACCUGUUUGUCGUCGACCGGUCUGACAAGCUGGGUCGUGUUCAGGAGUUCAGCAGUGGACUUCUGCACUGGCAGCUCGGUGGUGGGGACACCACCGAGCACAUCCAGACGCACUUUGAGAGCAAGAUGGAAAUUCCUCCUCGCAGGCGUCCACCUCCCCCUUUAAGCUCCACAGGCAGAAAGAAAGAGCAGGAAGGCAAAGGGGAUUCUGAAGAGCAGCAAGAGAAGAGCAUCAUUGCAACCAUUGAUGAUGUCCUGUCUGCUCGGCCAGGGGCUCUUCCUGAAGACACAAACCCUGGUGCCCAAACCGAAAGCAGUAAGUUUCCCUUUGGAAUCCAUCAAGCCAAAAGCCACCGCAAUAUCAAGCUGCUGGAGGACGAGCCGAGGAGCCGGGACGAGGCUCCGCUCUGCACCGUCGCGCACUGGCAGGACUCGCUGGCUAAGCGCUGCAUCUGCGUGUCCAACAUCGUCCGGAGCUUGUCCUUUGUGCCUGGGAAUGACGCCGAAAUGUCCAAACAUCCAGGCUUGGUGCUGAUCCUGGGGAAGCUGAUUCUUCUUCACCACGAGCAUCCCGAGAGAAAACGAGCGCCGCAGACCUACGAGAAGGAGGAAGACGAGGACAAAGGGGUGGCCUGCAGCAAAGAUGAGUGGUGGUGGGACUGCCUCGAGGUCUUAAGGGAUAACACGUUGGUCACCUUGGCCAACAUUUCUGGGCAGCUAGACUUGUCUGCUUACACGGAAAGCAUCUGCUUGCCAAUACUGGAUGGCUUGCUGCACUGGAUGGUGUGCCCGUCAGCAGAGGCACAGGACCCCUUUCCCACUGUGGGACCCAACUCUGUCCUGUCGCCUCAGAGACUUGUGCUGGAGACGCUCUGUAAACUCAGCAUCCAGGACAACAAUGUGGACCUGAUCUUGGCUACGCCUCCAUUUAGUCGUCAGGAGAAAUUCUAUGCCACGUUAGUUAGGUACGUUGGGGAUCGCAAAAACCCAGUCUGUCGAGAAAUGUCCAUGGCGCUUUUAUCGAACCUUGCCCAAGGGGACGCGCUGGCUGCAAGGGCAAUAGCUGUGCAGAAAGGAAGCAUCGGGAACUUGAUAAGCUUCCUAGAGGAUGGGGUCACGAUGGCCCAGUAUCAGCAGAGCCAGCAUAACCUCAUGCACAUGCAGCCCCCGCCUCUAGAGCCCCCUAGCGUGGACAUGAUGUGCAGGGCGGCCAAGGCUCUGCUGGCCAUGGCCAGAGUGGACGAGAACCGCUCAGAGUUCCUUCUGCACGAGGGUCGAUUGCUGGAUAUCUCGAUAUCAGCCGUCCUGAACUCUCUGGUUGCGUCUGUCAUCUGUGAUGUACUGUUUCAGAUUGGGCAGUUAUGACAUCAGUGAGAAGGCAGCAUGUGUGAGUGAAGACUAGAGGCUCCCGUAUAACUGGCUGUUUUCUGUUCUUGUUUCUCCAGUGUAGGAAGAUGGAAAGAAAAUCUUUGCUCCUCUGCCCCAUCCACUAUUUACCAAUUGGGAAUUAAAGAGAUAAUUAAUUCGAACAGUUAUGAAAUUAAUAUUUGCUGUCUGUGUGUAUAAGUACAUCCUUUUGGGGUUUUUUUAUUUUGUUGUUUUUUUUUUUUUUAACCAAAGUUGCUGUCUAGUGCAUUCAAAGGUCACUUUUUGUUUUUCACCGAUUUUCUUUUUAACGUGCUUUUCCAUGUCUUACUGCAUUUUUUGGGAAGCGAAUUGACUUUAAAGAAAAAAGUUACGGUAAAAGAUGCUAAGAUGGGAAAAUUUCACCACACUGAGGCAAAAAGGUGAAAAAUUAUCAAUUUCCUAGCUGUGUUAUUCUUCAAAUAAUGAAAAAAUAAAAACUGUAUCCCAUCGCCCAAAGCUCUGUGCAAUAGAAACUUCUAGAGAUGUAGGUAUAGGGGCUCACGGAGGUGUGUCAGUCAGCAAAGUAUGAAAUGAUACUGGUUUCUCCACAGGAAAAUGGUUACAUUAGGCUAGGAGCAAAAACAAUGUUUCUUUAAGUUAAGAUUGAAAACACAUACCUGACAACGAUCAACAGAAAUUGCUUCCUCACCACUACCGUCAUGUCUGCUGUCUGUUGUUUGACCUUCCACAUGACAGUUCUUCACAAUUCCUUUAAUCAUUUUUUAAAUAUUUUUUUUACUGCCUAUGGGCUGUGAUGUAUAUAGAAGUUGUACAUUAAACAUACCCUCAUUUUUUCUUUUCUUUUUCUUUUCCUUUUUUUUUUUUUUUUUUUUUUUAGUACAGAGUUUUUAGUUUCUUUUUCAUGAUGUGGUAACUACGAAGUGAUGGUAGAUUUAAAUAAUUUUUUAUUUUUAUUUUAUAUAUUUUUUCAUUAGGGCCAUAUCUCCAAAAAAAAAAAAAAAGAAAAAAUACAAAAAACAAAAACAAAAAAAAAAACAAAAAAAAAAAGAGGGUAAUGUACAAGUUUCUGUAUGUAUAAAGUCAUGCUCUAUUUCGGGAGAGCAGCUGAUCACAAUUUGCUUCAUGAAUCAAGGUGUGGAAAUGGUUGCAUAUGGAUUGAUUUAGACAAUGGUUACCAGUACAGACAAAAAGAAAAAAAUACAACUAAAAGGAAGAAACACAACUUCAAAGAUUUUUCAGUGAAGAGAAUCCACAUUUGUAUUUCAAGAUAAUGUAGUUUAAAAAAAAAGAAAAAAACUUGAUGUAAAUUCCUCCUUUUCCUCUGGCUUAAUGAAUAUCAUUUAUUCAGUAUAAAAUCUUUAUAU
Eubalaena glacialis (North Atlantic right whale) is the source of this 8522-nucleotide messenger RNA. RefSeq names its product AT-rich interaction domain 1B (gene ARID1B). Gene Ontology annotation, molecular function: DNA binding; nucleosome binding. The record is from RefSeq and is a predicted model, not a curated record. Gene Ontology annotation, biological process: positive regulation of DNA-templated transcription; regulation of transcription by RNA polymerase II; chromatin remodeling. NCBI's taxonomy places the organism in Eukaryota, Metazoa, Chordata, Mammalia, Artiodactyla, Balaenidae. Gene Ontology annotation, cellular component: nBAF complex; SWI/SNF complex; brahma complex.